CAACAAUUCUCGUACUAUGAUUAGGACAGUAAAACAUAUACUUGUUUUAUUUUGUUACAUUGUCAACACCCAAACAGAAUUCUGAACAAACUAAUACUCCAAAUAUGAUCAUCCAAGUUUGCAGGAACACAAUUAGAAAAGGAAAAUACCUCUUUUUGACUUUUCGGCAACCCAAAAUACCCGGAGAUUUUUCCGACCUUUUUUGUCUUCCUCACAAUUUUACUUCCUUUCCCUCUCUACUAAAACAUCCCAACUUUCCCACAUCCAAAACCCCCCAAUUCAAAUGGAUUCGGUUGCCUUUGCAAUUAGAGACAACCUCCCAAAAGUCUCCAAAAACUAAUACCAAAACACGACAGGAUGGCCUUGUUGAGUACGCCGACCCCUCUCCCCAUACUCCUUGGCCUCCUGUCCAUCCUCCUCUUCCACCCCAUCACCACCACCUCCGGCAUUCGCCUAGGCAUCCUUCGCCGUCCCUCCCCUCACCUCCCUGUCUUCCGUGAAGCGCCCGCCUUCCGAAACGGGGAGCAAUGUGGCUCCGAAAACACGGAUGCCAUCCACGUUGCUAUGACUCUAGAUGCCAAUUACAUCCGCGGCACAAUGGCUGCCGUGUUCUCCUUGUUGCAACACUCGACGUGCCCUGAAAAUCUCUAUUUUCACUUCCUCUCCGCGCGUAUUGCGCCAGAGUUCUUUUCCAGCAUAAAGUCUACGUUCCCUUACUUGAACUUCAAGACAUAUGCCUUUGAUUCGAACCGGGUUCGCUGGAAGAUAUCAAAAUCUAUAAGGCAAGCAUUGGAUCAGCCAAUUAAUUAUGCUAGAAUCUAUCUUGCUGACAUCCUUCCGACCGAUAUGAGGCGUGUUAUAUACUUGGACUCGGACCUCAUUGUGGUGGACGACAUUGCCAAGCUAUGGAGCGUGGACAUGGAAGACAAGGUGGUGGCUGCACCGGAAUAUUGUCGGGCAAAUUUCUCACAGUAUUUCACUGACGCAUUUUGGUCCGACCCGGAUUUGUCGAAGACGUUCCAAGGAAGAAACCCGUGUUAUUUCAACACAGGAGUGAUGGUGGUGGAUGUGGAUAAAUGGAGGAAAGGAGGGUAUACACAGAAGGUUGAGGAGUGGAUGGCUUUGCAAAAGCGAAGGAGGCUAUACCAUUUAGGGUCUUUGCCGCCCUUUCUGCUGGUUUUGGCCGGAAACAUCAAGGGUGUGGAUCACCGGUGGAACCAGCAUGGGUUAGGAGGUGACAACUUUGAAGGAAGGUGUAGGAACCUCCACCCUGGUCCCAUUAGUCUUCUGCACUGGAGCGGGAAGGGUAAGCCAUGGUUGAGGUUGGACGCCCGGAAGCCAUGCACCGUCGAUCAUCUCUGGGCACCGUACGAUCUCUACCAUUCGGCGAGACACUUUCUGGAAGAAUAA
Molecule: messenger RNA, 1410 nt
Organism: Pyrus x bretschneideri (Chinese white pear)
Lineage: Eukaryota; Viridiplantae; Streptophyta; Magnoliopsida; Rosales; Rosaceae
Product: probable galacturonosyltransferase-like 4
Exons: 1
Coding region: 358-1410 (350 amino acids)
Cellular component (GO): Golgi apparatus
Molecular function (GO): glycosyltransferase activity
Source: RefSeq, a predicted model, not a curated record